GGAUGUGACGCAAGGCCCAGGCGUACCGGAGGCCUCGGAGAGAGCGCAGACUAGGCCCCGUCCGAGGUCCGGCAGUCAGUGACAGAGCCAGGCGCCCGCGGCCCGAACGCCCCCAGCAGCACCAUGCCCGCGCUCCUGGAGCGCCCCAAGCUUUCCAACGCCAUGGCCAGGGCUCUUCACCGGCACAUCAUGAUGGAGCGGGAGCGCAAGCGGCAGGAGGAAGAAGAGGUGGACAAGAUGAUGGAACAGAAGAUGAAGGAAGAGCAAGAGAGAAGGAAGAAAAAGGAGAUGGAAGAGAGAAUGUCACUAGAGGAGACCAAGGAACAAAUUCUAAAGUUGCAGGAGAAGCUUUUGGCCCUACAAGAAGAGAAGCACCAGCUUUUCCUGCAGCUCAAGAAAGUUUUACAUGAGGAAGAAAAACGGAGGCGAAAGGAGCAGAGUGACCUAACCACUCUGACAUCAGCUGCGUAUCAGCAGGGCCUGACUGUUCACACAGGAACUCAUCUCCUCAGCAUGCAGGGGAGCCCUGGAGGACACAAUCGCCCAGGCACCCUCAUGGCGGCCGACAGAGCCAAACAGAUGUUUGGACCCCAAGUGCUUACGACCCGGCACUACGUGGGCUCAGCAGCUGCUUUUGCAGGGACGCCAGAGCAUGGGCAAUUCCAAGGCAGCCCAGGUGGUGCCUAUGGGACUGCUCAGCCCCCACCUCACUAUGGGCCCACCCAGCCAGCCUAUAGUCCUAGUCAGCAGCUCAGAGCACCUUCAGCGUUUCCUGCAGUGCAGUACCUAUCUCAGCCACAGCCACAGCCCUAUGCCGUGCACGGCCACUUUCAACCCACCCAGACAGGGUUCCUUCAGCCUGGUGGUGCCCUGUCCUUGCAAAAGCAGAUGGAACACGCUAACCAGCAGACUGGCUUCUCUGACUCAUCUUCCCUGCGCCCCAUGCACCCCCAAGCUCUGCAUCCAGCCCCGGGACUGCUUGCUUCCCCCCAGCUCCCUGUGCAGAUGCAACCAGCAGGAAAGUCGGGCUUUGCAGCUACCAGCCAACCUGGCCCUCGGCUCCCUUUCAUCCAACACAGCCAGAACCCGCGAUUUUACCACAAGUGACCAUCAGAUUCUAUCAUCAACCUCAUGCACCCACCCCACCACGGGUAGGGGUCACCCCAGGUGUGUCCCAGGCCAAUAAAGUCUACCUGCCACUG
Molecule: messenger RNA, 1202 nt
Organism: Cynocephalus volans (Philippine flying lemur)
Lineage: Eukaryota; Metazoa; Chordata; Mammalia; Dermoptera; Cynocephalidae
Gene: GPS2
Product: G protein pathway suppressor 2
Exons: 11
Coding region: 124-1107 (327 amino acids)
Biological process (GO): regulation of transcription by RNA polymerase II
Cellular component (GO): transcription regulator complex
Molecular function (GO): transcription coregulator activity
Source: RefSeq, a predicted model, not a curated record